GUUGUUUACUGAUAUGCUUACGCAGCGGGAGUCUUGGGGACGUUGAAACAUACAGUACAUUCUAAAUCAGAUUCAUUAAAAACAUACUUCGUUCAUCACCAGAUUUGAUAGUCUCUACACCAAUUGCAACAAGUUCAACAUGGUCUUCUUUGUGCCCAACGACAAUCUAGAUGUCCUCACAUGCUAUCUUCUCGCCGACAUCUCCAGCGAUGAACUGCAAGUCUUCAAAUCAGCCUUCGAAUUAGGCAAUAAUGCACGCUUUGAUCCUAGGCUUCACAUCAAAAUCGUCCGUCCACCUGAGGACUAUAUCGGGAAAUCUCACGAAUACAUCCGCCGGAAAGAAGACGAGGCUGGUCGAGAAGAAAAAUUCCUCAUCCUCGACGACGAGGCCAUGAAGCAAAAUGCCGUCUGGUAUAUUUCUUGGUUUGCAGAUGAAGAGCAUGUGGAAUGGAAACAAGCCGAGAGCACAGAUGUUCUGUGGAAGAUGCUCAUCAGGACGGAUAAGUUGUCGCUCGUGUAUGUCAACUACAGCAUUGGUAACAUGUCUCUUCAAGAGGAUCUGGGCAAUUGCGGGGUAAAAUUUCCCGUGAAGGCGGGCUUUGAACAACCCAAAGUGUUCGAUUUCGAGACGGACAUGCAGAAAGACCAAUAUCGUCAGCCUGUUUGGAUCAGGGCUGAGCCUAGCGAAUACGAGAUCAACAAAGGUGGCGAAGUGAUGGGAGACUACAUUGCGCCGCCAAAUAGGUACGCCAGAUUGAAAGAUGGAGUGGCAGAGGCGGUGGGAGUCAUCAACGACUGGACGAUGUAUCAACCGACCGGCCCGUUUCGAAUGUCGGAUGGGACGAAGAAGGAGUUUCCUGAGGGCACUAUGGUUCUCCAAUUGAAGUGGAAUCCUGACUUUCCGUGGCCGCCUUACGAGUGGCCUGAGGGAUCGCUAUAAAACGAAAGUUUGUAUGAAGAUGCUGAUAAAGCAUAUGCAAAGUUGAAUCUACAUGUAUGUAAUGCCGUAAACAGAAUUAUGUUGGAAGAGUUUGGAGAUGAGCGUGCCAAGUGGCUUUAUUCAAGAUCGAGUUCACAAUAAAUACGUCU
Molecule: messenger RNA, 1089 nt
Organism: Trichoderma harzianum CBS 226.95
Lineage: Eukaryota; Fungi; Ascomycota; Sordariomycetes; Hypocreales; Hypocreaceae
Exons: 1
Coding region: 140-940 (266 amino acids)
Source: RefSeq, a predicted model, not a curated record